Messenger RNA from Carassius carassius (crucian carp), 1370 nucleotides. RefSeq names its product complement C1q tumor necrosis factor-related protein 6-like. Bases 296 to 1024 code for a protein of 242 amino acids. The record is from RefSeq and is a predicted model, not a curated record. Gene Ontology annotation, molecular function: protein binding. The transcript has 3 exons. NCBI's taxonomy places the organism in Eukaryota, Metazoa, Chordata, Actinopteri, Cypriniformes, Cyprinidae.
UAACAGAGUCCAGGAACAGGGUCUAUCCAAUACAGGGAAUCACAGGAAACACACAUAGCAACAAGUAGACCCGACAAACAAGAACUGAAUGGACUAGGGCUUUUAAAGACAGGUUAACAAGGGAAAUCACAAAUUAACAGGGACACAGAAAACAUGUGGAGGGAACAGCACAAAGAAAUGUGUGAGUUUGUAUAGCGUGUUGUCCUGCUGAUUUCCAAGUAAAAAACAAAGCUUAUCGUUCUCUUCAAUCAGGAACUCUGGAACUCACCAUGUGCUUCUGUUUCUCAAUCACACAAUGUUUGGGUCCCUCCUCCUGCUUGCCUGUCUGUUUCUACAUCUGGUAGACUCGAUACCUCAGCCGGCCUGCCGUCGAUGUUGUGACCACCUCCCACCACUAGAUGACGCUGCGACGCUCAGAGAAAGCAUACCUGCGAUGCCUGAGGUCCGCACAUACAUCAACAUGACCAUUCUCAAAGGUGACAAAGGUGACCGUGGAGAAAGAGGAACUCCUGGGAAGCCUGGGAUUGAGGGUUCCCCGGGACCACGGGGGACUGAAGGCCUCAAAGGAGCUAAGGGACAGGCCGGAGCUCCAGGUGAUGCCUGCAAAACCCAGCAUUCUGCUUUCUCAGUGGGCCGCCGGAAGUCCCUUCACAGCGUUGACAACUACCAGGCCCUGAUCUUCGACACCAUCUUCGUGAACUCCCCCGAACACUUCGACAUGUUUGCAGGGAAGUACCGCUGCCACAUCCCAGGAAUCUACUUCUUCAAUGUGAACAUCCACACGUGGAACCGCAAGGAGACGUACCUGCACAUCAUGCACAACGACAGCGAGAAGGCCAUCGUCUACGCUCAGCCCAGCGACCGCUCCAUCAUGCAGAGCCAGAGCGUCAUGCUACCUCUGCGCGAGGGUGACCAGGUCUGGGUGCGUCUCUUCAAACAUGAGCGCCAGAACGCCAUCUACAGCGACGACGUGGACAUUUACAUCACCUUUAACGGAUACCUCAUCAAACCAGAAACUGAGUGAGACCAGAAACGGCGACAGGAAGGAGUGAAAGGGAUGUUUAUGGACAUGAAGUAUGAAAACGUGCCAAAGUGUUUGACGAGUGGAGCAGCUUUAACAAGAACGAAAAGCAUCCAGACAUUUCAUAUUCGGUUUCUGCAGUCCAAACGAAAUUCCUAAUGCAGAGAAAUCAGCUUUUCUACUUCAGUGUGGGGUCUUAUAUGAAGAGAACCGUGAAAGUUGUAGUCACAUUUCACAUUAGGACACUUACAACGCAAGUUAGUAGUAUACGUAGAAGAAUAGGGUGACCAUACGAGACAUUUUUACAGGACGUACCCUUGCAAGGAUUUCUAUAUUGUCUAAAAUAUUC